Rhipicephalus sanguineus (brown dog tick) is the source of this 1995-nucleotide messenger RNA. Its product is annotated as hemocyte protein-glutamine gamma-glutamyltransferase. The transcript is spliced from 12 exons. Bases 75 to 1892 code for a protein of 605 amino acids. The record is from RefSeq and is a predicted model, not a curated record. Gene Ontology annotation, molecular function: protein-glutamine gamma-glutamyltransferase activity. NCBI's taxonomy places the organism in Eukaryota, Metazoa, Arthropoda, Arachnida, Ixodida, Ixodidae. Gene Ontology annotation, biological process: peptide cross-linking.
GUCUGGAGCCUAGCGAGUCUGACGGAAGUCGCGUGCGACUGGAGGUGCCCUGCACGCGCGGCUCGUUCUUCUCCAUGGACAACUCGCCCUACAGCAUCUGCCUGGUGCUAACCGAGAAGAACAGCGUCACGGUCAAGGUGAUGCUGCCGCCGUGCGCCGCGGUCGGCCUCUGGCGCCUGGAGGUCGAGACAAGGCUGCGCGGUUCCGGGGACCCGGCCGACAAGUGCCUCUUCAACGUCAAGGAGACCUUCUACGUGCUGUUCAACCCAUGGUGUCCAGAGGACCUCGUCUACAUGCCACAGGAAGACCUUUUGAAAGAAUACAUCUUCAAUGAGACAGGAAAACUAUACCAAGGCAAUUACGACUACCCCACCGGAAAGCGCUGGUUCUUUGGACAGUUCACCGAUGUCGUCUUGCCUACGUGCAACUACCUUUUCGAGCUCGGAAACGUGAGCGUCAGUGACCGAAGUUCACCCAUCAAAGUCGCCAGAGCACUCGCCGCACUGGUCGACUCGAAGGACGAAAACGGCAUCCUGGUCGGUUCUUGGGACAACAACUACGGCGACGGUGUAUCUCCGACCGCUUGGACGUCAAGUGUCACCAUCCUUGAGCAGUACAUGCACACCGGCGGUGCCCCCGUGAAGUAUGGCCAAUGCUGGGUCUACUCCGGACUGGUAACGACACUGUGCAGAGCUCUCGGAAUCCCCUGCCGGUCCAUCACAAACUUCUCCUCGGCGCACGACACGGACGGCAACCUGCUCAUUGAGCGCUUCUUCGACGAAAAUGACAACAUCCUUGCUGGGAAAAGUGAGGAUUCUAUCUGGAACUUCCACCUGUGGAACGAGCUGUGGAUGAUGCGUCCCGACCUUCCCGGAGACUAUGGUGGCUGGCAGGUGAUCGACGCUACACCGCAGACCAUCAGCGAUGGACUUUUCCGCGUGGGACCGUGCCCUGUCUCAGCGAUCUACAAUGGACACCUUGAACUGGAUUACGACACCCGCUUUGUCUACGCUGAAGUCAACGCCGACCUGGUGAGCUGGAAACGAGACAAGGCCACCGGACAGUUCAAGCAGUCAACGGUCAGGAACUACAAUGAGGCUGAAGCCGCGGGAAUGCUCAUUUACACGAAGAAGAUUGGAGAGAUGACUGAGCACACGGCGGAGGAUGCGGAAGACCUGACCAAGCUGUACAAGGGUGUCAAAGUGAAGCCCAACAAGUCGGUGAUGGGCCUGUCGGGCGCACCAGCUCCGGAAGACGUCGAGAUGAAGAUGGAGGAGAUCUCGUCGGUGCUGGCAGGUCAGCCGGUCCGGCUGGCCGUCACGUGUACGAACCAGUCGAAGACGCCCCGCAAGGUCACGCUCACGCUCUCCGCCCACUCAGUCUUCUACACCGGCGGCGAGUACAAGAUGCUCAAGAAGCAGAGCUUCAACGUCGAGGUGCCGCCCGGAAAGACCGAAACUGUAUGCCUGACUGUGACUGCCGACGAAUACCAACUCAAGCUGGCCCCACAGAAUGUCGUCAAACUGUUCGCCCACGGCAGCUACGAGGGCAGCGGCCACGGCACUUGGUACCGCCAAACUAGGAUCACCAUCGGAAACCCAACCAUCGAUGUGCAGGUACACGGACCGGUGAGCGUAUCCAGGCCUAUGGAAUACUGCCUCUCCUUUGACAACCCUCUCAGCGUACCCCUGACCGGCUGCAGUCUGACCCUAGACAUCCCUGGAAUGCAACAAUCCCACGUUGUGCCUGUGGCGGACGUACCUGCGAAGGGGAAGUUCGAGUACAAGAGCAGAAUCAUUCCGAAACGUCCUGGCGAAAAGUCUAUCCUGGCUGUGUUCAACAGCAAGGAGCUCACCGACAUCCGCGGGAACAAGGUAGUCGUCGUGAAGUAAGCUCUUGCCAGCUACAACACCACCUGACAAAAACGGCAAUAUCGGCGCAACAAGUGGCCUGUCUUUAUUUUCAAUACGUUAGACUUAGUACACGUCAAUAAAA